Messenger RNA from Phascolarctos cinereus (koala), 1052 nucleotides. The record is from RefSeq and is a predicted model, not a curated record. NCBI's taxonomy places the organism in Eukaryota, Metazoa, Chordata, Mammalia, Diprotodontia, Phascolarctidae.
AUGACUGGUACCCGGCAGGCAGAGUCAGUUCGAGGGGUGGGAUUUGUGCUGGGCAGGCGUCCUCAGCUGUUCAUCUUCUCCGUGCUUUGGUCCGACGGCAGCGACAGCCUCAUCUACAGGACCUUCCAGGAGUUCCGCCAAUUCCAUAAAAGGCUGAAGAAAACUUUUCCCUUGGAGGCAGGUUUGCUGAAGAGUUCAGACUGUGUCCUCCCCAAGUUUCAAGAUGCCUCAGUACUUCUCCCCGGUGGAAGGACACGGAGGGGACUGGCCAGGUUACGGCUGCUGGAAGCUUAUUCUCAGAAACUUCUGGGGGCCACAGAGACAGUGUCUCGAAGUAAAGUGGUCACUGGCUUUUUCCAGCCCCAGCCUGGGGACCUGGAGCCUGUCCUGCCCCAGAACAGUGUCUUACCCUGCUUAUCUCGGAUCUUUCCUCAAAGCCUGGUGAUCGUGCCUUCCCCUUGGGAGAAGCCAGCACAGAGUGCAAAGAAGCCCCUGGCUCUAGAACCAGACAUCCACACCCUGGAAGCCCAGACUUUCCGGUGCCUUGAUAACUUCAGCACUCAGGACACCAGGGGCAGGCCCUUUAAGGCUGGAGCUGGAGAAGAGUUAGAUGUGUUGCUUAAAGAACCCACAGGCUGGUGGCUGGUGGAGAAUGAGGACAAGCAGAUAGCUUGGUUUCCUGCACCCUACCUUGAGGAGACAUCUCCAAAAGAGGGAUGGGAGAAGAUGCCCCAGAUACCCUGCAAUGGGCUGCCGUUCUGUACCACCGGAGCUUACGAAAGCAGCCGGGAGGACGAGCUGUCUGUACCUGCGGGGGCCCGCGUCACUGUGCUAAAGCAGUCCGAGUGCGGCUGGUGGCAGUGCAGGUGUGUAGGGAUGCAGGCUGGACUCAUACGGGCAUGGGAAGGAGAAGAGAGAGUGUCGCCCCACCCUCCCCAAGCCCGUGUGUACAUGCGCAUAAAGAGCCCCCUGUUCCCGCAGGUACCGCGGCCGCCUAGGGCUGUUACCAGCCGUGCUGCUCUGCCCAGACCCAGUGAACGCUAGUGGGCUGG